AUGGCUAACGUACUCGCAUCUCUGGUUGGGAAGCGUAUCUUGGCCGAAACGGCAAGAAACCAUUUUGGACAAGAAGACCCCUACUUUGAAGAAGUCCCCGCUUCCCGUCUGCACCGCGCCUUUGGCAAAAAGACCCAGAAACGACGCAAAGCGAUUCCCCCGGGCUUGUCCCAGAACGACAGCCACAUCCUCACUCAAGUUAAGCGCAGAGCAUACAGACUCGAUUAUGCCUUGUUCAGUCUGUGCGGCAUUAGGUUCGGCUGGGGAAGUGCGAUUGGUCUAAUCCCAUUUAUUGGAGACGCAGCAGAUGCCGGACUGGCGAUGAUGGUGGUCAACAACUGCGAAAAGAUUGACGGCGGACUGCCCACCAGUCUCCGGAUGAGGAUGGUCCUCAACGUCAUCUUCGACUUUUUGAUUGGCCUGGUGCCUUUUGUGGGCGACGUUGCCGACGCCAUCUACAAGUGCAACACCAGAAACGCCGUCAUCCUGGAGCAAUAUCUCAGAGAAAAAGGUGCGAAGGCGGCCUCCAGACGACACAGAGAGGGAAGCCCCGGGGCAGAUAUCAGUCUGCCGGACGAGUUUGAUAGAUAUGACAAGACCAUAACUGAUGGGGGGCCCGCUCAUGCGGGCGUCUCGGGCAGUUCUAAACCAGCCAAGAACACCCGAAAAAAUCGAGACCAUGGUCGAUGGUUUGGCGGUGCAGCCCAUCCAGACGAUGACCUGGAAACCGGAGUGGUCAAUAACUCCAGACGUCCUAGAUGA
Molecule: messenger RNA, 762 nt
Organism: Aspergillus terreus NIH2624
Lineage: Eukaryota; Fungi; Ascomycota; Eurotiomycetes; Eurotiales; Aspergillaceae
Product: DUF4112 domain-containing protein
Exons: 3
Coding region: 1-762 (253 amino acids)
Source: RefSeq, a predicted model, not a curated record